Molecule: messenger RNA, 1648 nt
Organism: Hemicordylus capensis (graceful crag lizard)
Lineage: Eukaryota; Metazoa; Chordata; Lepidosauria; Squamata; Cordylidae
Product: zinc finger protein RFP-like
Exons: 7
Coding region: 116-1294 (392 amino acids)
Molecular function (GO): protein binding; zinc ion binding
Source: RefSeq, a predicted model, not a curated record
UGUCAAGUACUGGAGCAAGUCACUUAGCAACACCUGUCCUUACUGCAGAGCAAGAGUUCAGGAGGGGGACUUGAUUCCAAACUGGAAACUGGCCAAUGUGGUUAAGAUCCUGAAAAUGUUGAUGAAGCAGGAAGCGGGAGGGCAGAGAGUCUGUGAGUGGCACCAGGAACGCCUCGGGUUCUUCUGCAAGGAGGAUGAAGUUUGCAUUUGUGUGGUGUGCAAGGAAUCCAAGGAGCACCAAGGUCACAAUGUGGUUCCUGUGGAGGAGGCUGCCCUGGUGUUCAAGCAUCGGAUUAAUGCCUGCCUGGAAACUCUGAUGGAUGAGAGGGAAAACACUCUGACAUAUAAAGCAGCAAGAGAAAGAGAAAUCAAAGAGGUGCUUGUGCAAACAGAAAUAGAGAAGGAGAGGACAGGGUUUGUCUUCAGACAACUGCACAGCUUUCUAGAAGAGCAAGAGAAGCUUCUGCUGGCUGAAAUAGAAGAGACACAGGAGGAGAUUGCAAGAAGCGGGGAUGAGGAGAUAGCCAAACUCUCCAGGGAACUCUCCUCUCUUGCAGGGGCCAUCCAGGAGUUGCAGGAGAAGUCUCAGCAGCCAGAAGAUGAACUGCUGCCGGAUAUUUGCAGCAUCUUGGAUAGGUGUGAGAUGGAUCCCUCUUUGGAGCCUGUAGCUUUUCCUCUCCCACUGCAGUGGAAGACUGUGGAUAUCUUUAAUAUAGCUCCCUUUCUAGAUGGCAUCAUGAAGCAACUUAAAGACAAUCUGGUAUCUGGACAUCAGCCGCAGAAAGCAAAUGUGACUCUGGAUCCAGAUACAGCUCAUCACUGGCUUGUCCUGUCAGAGGACUGUAAAAGCAUGAGAUGGCGAGAUGAAAAUCGACCCAGUUCUGAGAUCUUUGGCUUACAGCAUGUUGUGCUGGGAUGUGAGGGAUUCACUGCAGGCAGACAUUGGUGGGAAGUCAGUGUGGGAGAUGAGAAAGGAUGGGCUGUGGGAGUCGCCAGAGAAUCAGUGAGAGGAAAGGGACAUGAUCACUUAAUUUUGGGUGUGAAUGUUUGGGCUGCGGGGAGGCAGGGAGAUAUAAAUUGUUAUUUUCCCAGCUACCUUCAUCUUCCUCUAUCCCCAGAUAAUCCUGUAGAGAGGAUACGAGUAUUUUUGGACUAUGGUGGAGGGCAGGUAUUCUUUUAUAAUGCUGACUCUGCAGCUCUUCUCUGUGAUAUCUCGGGAGUCUCAUUCUUUGGAGAGCCCCUUCUCCCUUUCUUUAUGGUGGAUGUAAAUGCUUCCCUGACCAUCUCUCCCUGAAGCAGCCAAAGAGUGGAGAGAGAUGGAGUCAUGGAGAUAACUCAACAUUGCUUCAAGGCAUGGGACCAUCAUGUCAAUCCUGAAAGACCUUCUUUUUUCUUCUUGAAGGAGGCAUGUGCACAACUCUCAUUGGCCAGCCUGUGUGGAUCAGGGCUGCACAACUUCAGCCUUCCAGAAGUGGUGGGACUACAACUCCCAUCAUUCCUGAUGACUGGCCAAUGUGGCUAGGGAUGUUGGUAGUUCUGGUCCAGUAGCAGCUGGAGCCCCAAGGUUGUGCAGUCCUCUGUUGGAUGAAUUCCCGUUCUCAAAUAAGCAGGUCCACCUGCUGAUUCUUCUUUUAAAGGAAACUCUGUU